AUGCGUAAGGUGCUCAUUCCUAUCGUUGCAGUGCUCUGCAGCAUCUUCGGCGAUGCCAGAGGAGCUGAUUUACAAGACGUGCUGGCGACACUAACAGAAGGUCCGUUGGCAAGACUUCUCGAUUCGUUCAUUGAUCCACCGCCACGAACGACCGGAUUUGAAACACUCGUGCCACAGCGAGACAUACGGCUGCACUGUACGAAAACAUCGGAACCACGGUUUGAGGAAGUGUUUUUCGGCGAUAUCAAUGUGCAGGACAAGAUUAAUUUCUCCCUCCCGUUGACGGUCGCUAUCCAUGGGUGGAGGGAUAGUAGCAAUCUUACUUUGUACAAUGCGCUUACCGGUAGCUAUCUGCGCCAUGUGAAAAACACCAACUACUGCCUGUUGGAUUGGAGACCGUACGCUGAGUUCGGGUAUCAGAUUACGGCUCGAAAGAGUGCUCCUCAGGUGGCCAGCUAUCUGUUCGGAUUUCUGCAAGGUAUUAGUUUGCUGUACUAUCCGCUAGAAAAUGUGUCUCUCAUAGGGUUUAGCAUGGGUGGUCAGAUUGCCGGUUUGACAGGCAAGCUAUUGACCGGUAGAAUUGGAACAAUUUACGCACUCGAUCCGGCUGGACCUCUGUUUUCCCAUCCCUUCGAUAUUGGACCGAUGCGACGAUUGGCCGGUACCGAUGCAAAGUAUGUGCAGGUGAUCAGUACGGCACGUUACACGGUAGGAUUUGGACCACUUGUGGGCACGCAAAACUUCCUACCGAAUGAGGGUUACCAUCCACAAGCACCGUGUAAGCCAAAGGACGAUGGGAUUGGGGAGUUCGCCAAUGCGCUGCGCUGCAGUCAUCAAUAUGCCGUGAAACUGUUCAUCGACAGUCUGGAUCCGGCCAAUCCUAUCGUGGGACAGAAGUGUACAAAAGUGCUUGGAGCAAGGGUAUGCUUAUUCCAGCCAAAGGACCGAUUGGGUAUUUACGCCAAAAGAACACCAGGCAAUUUUUACUUGUAA
This is a messenger RNA of Anopheles maculipalpis, 993 nucleotides long. Its product is annotated as lipase member H-like. Lineage: Eukaryota; Metazoa; Arthropoda; Insecta; Diptera; Culicidae. Bases 1 to 993 code for a protein of 330 amino acids. The transcript has 2 exons. The record is from RefSeq and is a predicted model, not a curated record. Gene Ontology annotation, molecular function: lipase activity.